Cylicocyclus nassatus is the source of this 1222-nucleotide messenger RNA. The record is from the annotation of a GenBank genome assembly. NCBI's taxonomy places the organism in Eukaryota, Metazoa, Nematoda, Chromadorea, Rhabditida, Strongylidae.
AGAUCCUACAAUGAAUUUCACUCAAGAAGUUGAAGAAUGCGGGUUUUUCGAAGGUUACACACUCCAGCGUUUCCUCAUUAUCACAGCCUUCUCGAUGGUCUCCCUCUUUGGAAUAUUGGCCAACUCCCUGUUGAUGGCAGUGUUUUGGAAGACUCUGCCGGUCUCAGUCUAUCUAGCCUGUCUUGCUUCAAUGGAUAUGCUUAUAUGCCUCACGUAUUUGUUAUUAUUCGGUGUCGACGCCGGAUUCGUUUACCUCAAGGAUAAGACGUUAUUUUUCUUAUAUCACCGCUACAUUGUCCCGACUUUCUUCAUAGCAAAAACUGUCCAGUUUGCAAUACCGUUCUUGCUCAUUCUCAUCACACUUGAGAGAUAUGUUUGGACUACCAAAGAGAAAACGAGGCAACUUUUUGCUCCGAUGUUCAGUGACAAAGGCAGAUGUGUCACAGUACUCAUACUUGUUGCACUAAGCAUACUGCUAAGAUUGCCAGUACUAUUCGCUACUGAGGUGCGACAGUUCCCUUGUAGUGAUUAUUUCCGCAGCGAAUCCGUAUCGCCUUCUGAAUGGGCAUCCAAUAGCCGUGCCUACUAUGUCUUCGAUUUCCAUGUGAUCACCGCUGUGCAAACGUGUUUUCCAUUCUUCAUGCUCCUCAUACUAAACAUGGUUAUAGUCCGUCGCUUGCUUGCUGAGAAAAAAGAACAGGCUUAUGCUGGCAAGCCACGCAUUGACUUCAUAGCUCACAAAAAUGCCUCCGACACAAAUAUUACGCUAACGGAAAAUUUCGUCAUACUAGAAAUCGCCAGUGAGAUCAUGAGGGAAUCGCUCCUGAAGAGAUCAAGCAGAGGGAAAGGAUCGCAGCUAAGGAACGCCAUUUACACCAUGCUGGCCAUAGUCAUGUCUUACCUGGUGUGUAAUGGAGUCCAUCUCUUCCUUACUUUCCUGGAGAGAACGGAUGCUUCAUUACUGUAUGAUUCUGACGAUCCAAAUCAGUCCAGUAAUUUCUACAUCGCUUUGUCCGACACCGUCAGCAUUUGCUACAUGGUUUCGUCUGCGAUUCGUAUUCUCAUCUAUGGGAAAUGCAAUCCAAAACUGAGACGUGAAAUUCGUGAAUACCUACGAGAUAGGAAGAAAAUGUCUCUCAUUGACGACUCAUAAUCUACUCUUUCUUGUUUGCUUAUUGUAUGUAUAUUUUUCUAGGCUGAACUGAAACAAUAAAGAUAAAGU